AUGGAGCAGCCUACUAUCGGAGCGUUUACCGGACUGCUUAAAAGCAAUGUCGUUAGCUUUGUUAUUUCCGGAAGUGCUACGAAUCGUUUGAUCUUCGAAAGUAGCGAAUAUAUUAAAAAGGUUAAAGUUCGGAUUGCUAAUCUUUUCGUUGAUUUAGCUUUCCGCGGCCGAGGCCGUCCAAGAAAUCCUCUGUCCGCUUUAGCUAUCGCUGCUGCUGCAGCUGCGGCGGCGGCGGCAGCUAUACUUCGCAUUCUCACCUUCGAACCUUCGCCCUUUCCUUUAGACCUUCUUACCAAGCGCUUGCUUAUACCGACGACCGUCAAAGCCUUAAGGUGUAUUAACAAUUGCACUAUUGCUUUUACCGCUGCUAACACCGCCUUCGAUAACUUCCUCGCUUUAGAUGCUACCCUUUUAAAAGGUGCUGCUGAUAGUCCGGGCGGUUUAACGAAUAGAAGUAGAGGUUUUAGAAAUAGUCCCGGUGGCCUUGCAGGUUUUGCUCUUGCUCUUAAGACUUUCAAUUUGAAUAUAGCCCUUGUUAAAUUGAAUAGUCUUAUAGCAGCGAACCGUAAUUCGAUAACGCGGAGCGCCUCGAGCAUAUCACUUUUUCCCCUUGCGCUUGCGCCAGCCGCCUUUAUUGUUCUCGUCGCCUUCGCUGCUCCCGUCGCCCUCGCAGCUCCCGUCGCUUCCGUCGCACUUAUUAUCGUCGCCCUCUUUGCAUUAAUUAUUGCGCUUGCCGCUUUUGCGGCAGCGCCCGCCGUUGCUAUGACUCUUGCAAAGCGCCGAAUUAAAGUAAAAAGAUUGCUAAGAGCUUUAGUCGAUCUUUUAUUAUAA
Molecule: messenger RNA, 831 nt
Organism: Drepanopeziza brunnea f. sp. 'multigermtubi' MB_m1
Lineage: Eukaryota; Fungi; Ascomycota; Leotiomycetes; Helotiales; Drepanopezizaceae
Source: RefSeq, a predicted model, not a curated record